UAUGAUCUGGUCCCCUAUCGUUCUCCCCCUCUCCUGUUCGUUACCCCCAACCACCGCAGCCUCACCAUAAUACAAUCCUCCGCCGUCGGAAACCACCGCCGGAACUCCAACACCGUACCUCCGUCACAUCCUCCGCCAAUGCACUUCUAACAACCCUAACUUCCACAAAACAAUGUUAAUGACCACCACCGAUACAUGCACCGAUCCGAUCGUAUUCCUCCACGGAGAUCUCGAAGUUACGAUCGCCGAAGCUCAAUGCCUACCAAACAUGGACAUAUUAACGCAACGCGUUCGCCGUUGCUUAAACGCAUUCGACCCUAGCAAACCGCCGGAACGGAUUAUGCGAAAAGCCACACCACGGCGGCGUAAAUUCGUCACGUGUAAUCCGUACGCCACCGUCUGUCUCGCCGGAGCUACCGUCGCACGAACUCGCGUUAUACCUAACUCACAGGAUCCGGUUUGGGACGAGCAUUUUGUUGCUCCGGUUGCGCAUCCGGUUUCGCAGGUGGAGAUUCAGGUGAAGGAUAAUGACGUAUUCGGUGCGGAAUUGGUUGGUGUUGCGUCAAUCUCUGCCGCGAGGAUAAUCUCUGGCGAGGUUAUUGAUGAUUGGUUCUCGAUUAUCGGUCCGUUUGGUAAACCUCCUAAACCAAAUUGUGCGAUUAGGCUACAGAUUCAGUUUACAUCUUGUGAUGAUAUGAAUGGGAAAUUUAUUGAAAACGAGGAGUCGUUUUGUUUGAGAGAUAGUUAUUUUCCGGUGAGGAGUGGGGGGAAUGUGACUCUGUAUCAAGAUGCACAUGUGGUGAAUGGGGAGUUGCCGGAGAUUGAAUUGGACGGUGGAGAUGAAGGGAAAGAUGGAGAGUGUAGUUUUUAUAAGCAAAGGGGGUGUUGGGAAGAUAUGUGUCAUGCUAUAUUGGAAGCACAUCAUUUGGUGUAUGUUACUGGAUGGUCCGUUUAUGAUAAGAUAAAGCUGGUUAGAGAGCCUAACAGGCCAUUGCCAAAAGGGGGAGAUUUGACUCUUGGUGAAUUGUUGAAGUAUAAGUCAGAAGAAGGGGUUCGGGUUUUGUUGCUUGUUUGGGAUGAUAAGACUUCACAUCAUAAGUUCUUCAUCAAAACGGAUGGAGUGAUGCAAACUCAUGAUGAGGACACUCGGAGGUUUUUCAAGCACUCGUCUGUACAUUGUGUGCUGUGUCCCCGGUAUGCAAGCACAAAGCUUAGCAUUAUAAAGCAACAGGUUGUUGGGACCCUAUACACGCAUCAUCAGAAAUGUGUUAUAGUGGAUACAGAAUCCCAGGGAAAAUACAGGAAGAUAUCUGCUUUUAUUGGAGGUUUGGAUCUCUGUGAUGGACGCUAUGACACACCAGAACACCGUUUAUUUCGUGAUCUCGACACCGUAUUUGAAUCUGAUUUUCACAAUCCCACAUUUUCAUCAGGUACAAGUGCUCCAAGACAACCAUGGCAUGAUUUACACUGCAAAAUUGAUGGUCCAGCUGCAUACGAUGUUCUAACAAACUUUGAACAAAGAUGGAGAAAAGCUACAAGAUGGUCAGAACUUGGACGGCGGUUUAAAAGAAUGUAUCAUUGGCAUGAAGACGCAUUGCUCAAGAUAGAACGCAUUUCGUUGAUGCUUAAUCCUUUGUCUCAUGUUCCAGAUGAUGAUCGGUCACGAUGGGUUACAAACGAGGACGACCCUGAAAACUGGCAUGUUCAGAUUUUCCGCUCAAUUGAUUCUGGUUCUUUGAGAGGAUUCCCAAAAGAUGUUCGAGAAGUUGAAAGUCAGAAUCUUGUCUGUGCAAAAUAUCUUGUGGUUGAUAGGAGCAUUCAGAAAGCAUAUAUUCAAGCCAUAAGAUCCGCCGAGAAUUUCAUUUAUAUUGAAAAUCAGUAUUUUCUUGGCUCAUCGUAUGCAUGGCCUUCCUAUAAAAAUACAGGCGCUGAUCAUUUAAUCCCGAUGGAGAUUGCAUUGAAGAUUGCUAGUAAGAUAAGGGAAAAUGAAAGGUUUUCGGUUUAUAUUGUCAUUCCAAUGUGGCCUGAAGGUUAUCCCAACUCUGCUCCUGUUCAAGAAAUUUUGUUUUGGCAGGGGCAAACUAUGCAAAUGAUGUAUGAUAUUAUUGCUAAAGAGUUAAAGGCUUCAGAACUUACGCACUCACACCCACAAGAUUACUUAAAUUUCUACUGCCUUGGUAAUCGUGAACCAUGCAAUGAAGAAGACGAAUCAACUUCAGGUUCCCGCUCUUCAAGAGGUGGUUCGGUUUCAUCUUCUUACAAACAUGGAAGGUUCAUGAUAUACGUACAUGCUAAAGGAAUGAUUGUAGAUGACGAAUAUGUCAUUCUGGGAUCCGCUAACAUCAACCAAAGAUCAAUGGCUGGUUCAAGAGAUACAGAAAUAGCUAUGGGAGCUUAUCAGCCGUAUCACACUUGGGCUCAGAAGAAACAUCAACCCCGUGGUCAAGUAUACGGGUACAGGAUGUCACUAUGGGCCGAACACACAGGAACAAUAGAAGAUUACUUCAAGGAGCCAGAAAGUUUAACAUGUGUGCAAAACAUAAACAACUUGGCAGAAACUAACUGGAGAAAUUUCACCUCAGAUGAGUUCACUCUCUUACAAGGCCAUCUUCUUAAAUACCCGAUCAAAGUCGAUGAAGACGGAAAAGUAAGCGCUUUGCCUGACCAUGAAUAUUUCCCAGAUGUAGGAGGUAAAGUUCUUGGUUCUCUAUCCAACCUCCCUAGUGCGUUGACCACAUAACACUAUGUUUGACUUUCACAACCGACAAGUGUCGGUUGUGUUUAUAUAAUAUGUAUAUAUCCUUCAUAUUAGGAUGAUAUAGAUUAGCGAAACAUUAUGUUUUCUUAGGUGAAUUACUUUCUAAAACAUUAGGAAUUCAGGUUGUAGAUAUUAUGUCUUUUUGGAUUCGCGUUGAAUGUGUUUACGCUAUAACGUAUUUUUAUUUGAUCUACGAACAUAAAAACACAGACAUCAUCACA
Messenger RNA from Helianthus annuus (common sunflower), 2979 nucleotides. Its product is annotated as phospholipase D delta. The record is from RefSeq and is a predicted model, not a curated record. Gene Ontology annotation, molecular function: D-type glycerophospholipase activity; calcium ion binding. The transcript has 11 exons. NCBI's taxonomy places the organism in Eukaryota, Viridiplantae, Streptophyta, Magnoliopsida, Asterales, Asteraceae. Bases 173 to 2740 code for a protein of 855 amino acids. Gene Ontology annotation, biological process: phosphatidylcholine metabolic process; phospholipid catabolic process. Gene Ontology annotation, cellular component: plasma membrane.